Geodia barretti is the source of this 1136-nucleotide messenger RNA. The record is from the annotation of a GenBank genome assembly. Lineage: Eukaryota; Metazoa; Porifera; Demospongiae; Tetractinellida; Geodiidae.
AUGUACAUGAGGUCAAAGGGGUCGUCGUGGAAGAGACGGACGAAGAACCGUGAUCAUGGCGAGUUCUUCAGCCGGCGUGGUUCCCAGGUUAGCAAACCGGAUACAGCUGGAUGCUCAAGUGGACGAGCAGCGUCAGAGAGAGUACGAAGCUCUGGAGAAGGAGUUUCAGUGGCUUCUUGAGUACGAGUACACGCAGAAAGUCGAAACAAUUAAUAAAUGCAUACAGGACUGCCUCAAGAAGUUUUCAACGGUCUUGCAACCCGCGGGAGGUGCAGAUCACAGGCCCAUCCUUCUGAGCUCUCCACGGCAGGGAGAUGGUGUCUACUGCCUGGCAGCAGUCAGUGGGGACAAGAUACUAAAAGCAGAGUUCAGGUUGCUUACCCCGACAGCGGCAGGGGAAGCAAGGCUCUCAAGACGUUCAUCAAAGAGCACGCAGCCGUGAAACUCAGACAGAUCCAGGACUCGGCGAACUUCUUCCAGCUGGCAAGGGACAAGUUUGGCGUCAUACGACAGAGCGGGGAGAGUCUGCGGACGCCGGACGAGAUACACCAGAGUUUCAGCGGACUCUGUUCGUCUCUGAGAGCUGCGGAAGAGAUGCUCAUAGUCCCACAGCUGCCCAAUGUGCAGGACCUCUACACCGCAGAAAACAGAAGUCACAUGAAGCCAGAGCUACCAGAAGACCUGGCCCUCCAUUUCCACAUCAGCUCAGUCUACCUGGUCUUGACUGUCCUCAUUGUUGCACCGAGUGCCAAAAGACCUUCUUCAGGACAGAGUCAGAGAAGCAGUGGUGUGUGUGACUCCGACACUCAGUGGAUUGGAGCAACUUUCGAGUAUGGGUCUAAUGUAUACGAGGUUGUCAAUCAACUACAAGUCAAGUCCAAAGUGCCUUGGCUAGCGGAUGUCUUGAAACUGUUGCAGGAGGCACAAGAACUAUCACAGGACCUCAUUGACAAGGUGACGUUGUUCAGAUCAACGGGCCUGACAAGAAAGUAGAGGAUUCCCAUGCGUGUGGCAGUUGGACAUUUUAAAUCAUUGUUGUGUGACAGCUUUGGAAUUGUACUGUCUACGAAUACCAAAUUCAAGCGAUUUCACACUGGACCAUAAAUUUUCGAGGCACAUUUUGUCGUCGAUCAGCA